This is a messenger RNA of Coregonus sp. 'balchen', 21814 nucleotides long. NCBI's taxonomy places the organism in Eukaryota, Metazoa, Chordata, Actinopteri, Salmoniformes, Salmonidae. The record is from the annotation of a GenBank genome assembly.
GUCGGUAAUGAACGGGUUUCCUCCGCCGUCGUAAAGAGAAGAAGAAAACCCGGAACUAGGCUGCUCUCCACAAAACGUCAGAUGAAAAGCGAAUCUUAACAAUAACAAAUACACACCCCACUGAUAACAGCCACCCGAAUAAUUAUACACACCGUAUGCCAGGGUUAUAACUUACGGGGGGGAAGCAUGGCAUUUAUAACGGCAAACUGGAAUCCGCUCGGGGAAGCGUUUUACAGGUAAGCAGGUUUUAGCUAGCUAGCUGUGUUAGCUUGUUCACAUGACCAGAGUCUUUGCAAAAUGCUAACGUUAGCUAGCUAGAUACAAAUAAAUGACAGCUCUAUCAGACUGGUAAUAAAGCCAUGUUCCUUCCUUGCUAUUUGCCGUAAUGCUUUGUUCAGUAAAAAUAAAGUAAGUUCAAUAUUAUUAGCUAAUGCCCUGCAAUAAUUUGGACUUCUCUUGCAUGCCAUCUAGCAAAUCAUGUGACAACUGUCAUUACUUUUUAGGUUGACUCUGUCAUGUGCGUGCGUGUGUGUGUGUGUGUGUGUGUGUGUGUCCACUCUACAGGAAGAUCGAGCUGUAUGAGAUGGGAUGGAGCUUGAGAGAUGGGCUCAAGGAAUGCCUGGUGGCAGCAGCCCCAUACGGGGGACCCAUCGGUGAGUACACACACACACACACAUACCGAUAUGAUGGAGCCUGGAGAAGGCAGCCGAGCAGAGAGAAUUACUUAUACAAUUUAGAGAAACUCACAUUCUUGCAAAAUAUUUAUAAUCUACAACAUAUGUAUUCUAACCACAUAGCUAAUUAAAGAAGUAUGUUUAUCUCUCUCUCUCCAUCUCUCCCUCCCUCCCUCGCUCCAUCUAUUUCCCUUCGUCACCAUCUCUCCCUCAGCUCUCCUGAGGCAGCCACAGAGGCCUUCCUCCAGCGCACGGCCCCUGCUGGAGAUCUACUCCUCCUCGGGCGCCAACAUGGCCAGCUUCCCGGUACACACACACACACACACACACACACACACACACACACACACACAAACAAACACUUAUUCACUCAAGUCACUCUCUCUUUCUCUGUCCUUCCCUCCCUUUCUCCUUCCCUCCAUCCCUCUCCUCCGUUCUUCUCCUCCGUCCCUCUCGUUUCUCCAGUGGAAGAGUGGCCCAGUGAGACAGCUGGGUUGGACGGUGUGUGAUGACCUGCUGUGUAUCCAGGAGGACGGCACUGUCCUCAUCUACGACCUGUUUGGUGCCUUCAAAAGACACUUCAGCAUGGGCAACGUGAGCACACAUAACACAACAAACAUGCCACAAACAUGAUAAAAACAUGAUAAUCCAUCUUACGUGUGUGUGUGUGUGUGUCUUUGACAGGAGGUGGUUCAGAACCAUGUGCUGGAAGCCAAGGUGUUCCACUCGCCCUACGGAACCGGUGUCGCCAUAGUAACGGGGGCCUCACGUUUCACACUGGCGACGAACAUUGACGACCUGAAGCUGAGGAGACUCCCGGAAGUCCCAGGUGUGUGUGCGUGUGAAAUCCUGUCAGGCUUCAAGUUCCAAAUGAAUGGAAACAUUUGUCACUAUUUAAUUGAUUAAUUGGCGUGUGUUUGUGUACUCCAGGCCUCCAGGUGGCACCCUCCUGCUGGGCAGUGCUGACUCAGGACAGACAGACCAAAGUGCUGCUGGCCAACGGAGCUGACCUCUACAUACUGGACAACACAUCUUGCACCCCUGUGGUGAGACACACACGCAACGUAUUCAUUACUGUCUCUAAUCAUCCUUGCUCUCUCACCUCUAACUGUGUGUGUGUGUUUCAGACCCCCCCAGGCCUCUCUCCCCAGGCCUGUAGCAUCGUGAACAUGGCUGUGUCAUUCAGCUAUAAGUACCUGGCUCUGUUCACCGACUCUGGACACCUGUGGAUGGGCUCAGCCAACCUCAAGGUAACAUGGAUUACUAUCCCUCAUACUGUAUGGCUCCCUGAUGUGACUAGCUUCCAUUAUUAUAUAUCUAUUAUCUAUUGUCUAUACACACCAGUGGUCCUCAACCCAUCCAGGCAAUUCCAGUCUUAUCACAGGUUAUCUAGGUUGCCAGGCAACUGUAGAGUGUAAAUAGCUCUGGUGUGGGGGAGUGCUGACCAUUUUGGGCCAAUAGUUUUUUCCUGGUCAAGUUAUGUAGUCAGGAGAAGCCAUGGCCCUGUAUAUCAGACAUGUCUAAUGUAGAUGUGUAUUAUGGUAGUCUGCUACUGACUGUUGUUUGUUCCCCAGGACAAGCUGAGUGAGGUGGACACCAAGGUGAGGACCCCUCCUAAACAGAUGGUGUGGUGCAGAAGGCCAAAGAGCCAGCAGCCCUCUGUGGUCAUCAUGUGGGACAGGCUCCUCCUGGUGGCCGGAGAGUGUAAAGACACCAUCCAGUAUCCUUCAGCUCACAGCAGCACUAUGACAGGACAUUACAUCCAAGUUAACUCAGCUAGCUAGUUCCUGUUAGCUCAGCUAGCUUGUUCCUGUUAACUUGUUACUGUUAAAGGUACAGAACUAUGACAGGACAUUAUAUCCAAGUUAGCUCAGCUAGCUAGUUCCUGUUGGCUUGUUACUGUUAACGGUACAGUUAGCAAUAUGGUAUUAAAUCUACAGUUAGCAAUUCUGCUCACAGACAUCAACACAAGCAUAAUUCAACUCUGUCACUGAUCCAAAUGCGUGCACUCUCAUGGAGCCUUCACCAGUGUUUAGAUACACUCUGGAUGAGGAGAGUGUGUGUAUAGCGGAGCUGGAUGGAGUGAGGAUCGUAGGAGGGUCCAGGCAUGAGCUGCUGCAGGAGGUGCCCUCGGCCUGCCAAGACAUCUUUAAAAUCGCCUCCAUGGCCCCUGGAGCGUUACUACUGGAGGCACACAAGGAGUACGAGGUACGUGUCUGGCCGUGUGACUGUAAGAGGUUUACACUUUAUUGUAUAUAUGUAUUGGAGGUGAUGUACGAAGACUGUACGCUAACUGUGUGUGUGUGUGUGUAGAAGUCCAGUCAGAAGGCAGAUGAGUACCUGAGAGAGAUAAAGGAACAAAGUGUAUUGGGAGAAGCAGUGAGACAGUGUGUGGAGGCUGCCGGUUAUGAACAUGAACCAGAGACCCAGAAAACACUGCUCAGGGUAAGACACACACUAUCUCACUCUACCUCUACCGCUCUUUCUCUCUCUACCUCUCUCUCUCUCUCUCUCUCUCUCUCUCUCUCUCUCUCUACCUCUCUCUCUCUCUCUCUCUCUCUCUACCUCUCUCUCUCUCUCUCUCUCUCUCUCUCUCCUCUCUCUCUCUCUCUCUCUCGCUCUCUCGCUCUCUCGCUCUCUCGCUCUCUCGCUCUCUCUCUCUCUUUCUCUCUCUCUCUCUCUCUCUCUCUCUUUCUCUCACGGUCUCUAACUUAUUUUCUCUCUCCCAUCUAUGCCUGCAUGUUAUGUUGACAAGAUCAAAAUGAGUCAGUCCACAGAUAAAUUCAUGUCCCCCCCUCCCCCCUCUUUUCCUCUCUCCCUCCCUCACCCUCCCUCUCCCUCUCUCCCUCCCUCUAGGCUGCGUCCUUUGGGAAGUGUUUUCUCAGUAACUACCCACCAGAGCCAUUUGUCAAUAUGUGUCGAGACCUGAAGGUUCUCAACUCUGUACGAGACUACACCGUGGGGAUCCCCCUCACACACACACAGUACAAACAGAUGACUGUUCAGGUCCUCAUUGACAGGUAACACCCCAGGUGUGUGUGUGUGUUUACGGUGUGUGUGUGUGUGUGUGUUUACUCUCUGUACACUCGUGUUAAACAGGUUGGUGUACCGUCAGCUGUAUCCUCUGGCCAUUGAGAUCUGUCGCUAUCUGAAAACCCCAGAGUACCAGGGAGUCAGCAGAGUUCUCAAACACUGGGCCUGCUGCAAGGUGAGACAGAGGGGCUGAUUUUACUGUUCAAUUUUACUAUUUGCAUAAAUGUGGGUGUGUGUCAGCGUAUGUAUGUUCUUAACAUGCUCUGACAGGUCCAGUGCUGUGAAAAAGGAUUUGCCAACAUUCAAAUGUUCUCUACUUUUGCAUAUUUUUGGUACUGAAUGUUAUCAGAUCUUCAACCAAAACCUAAUAUUAGAUCAAGUGAACAAAUAACACAACAAUUACAUACUUAUUUCAUUUAUUUAAUAAACAAAGUUAUGCAACACCCAAUGCCCCUUUGUGAAAAAGUAAUUGCCCCCUUACACUCAAUAACUGGUUGUGCCACCUUUAGCUGCAAUGACUUCAACCAAACGCUUUCUGUAGUUGUUGAGCAAUCUCUCACAUCGCUGUGGAGGAAAUUUGGCCCACUCUUCCAUGCAGAACUGCUGUAACUCAGCGACAUUUGUGGGUUUAACAAGCAUGAACUGCUCGUUUCAAGUCCUGCCACAACAUCUCAAUUGGGAUUAGGUCUGGACUUUGACCAAAAAAGUUAUACUUUUGAAUAAUCUGUCCAUAUAACAUUCUUCCAAGAGUCUUGAUGAUUAUCCAGGUGCUUUUUGGCAAACUUGAGUCAACUUUUUGGACGAGAUGGGUCCCAUUAUGCCUGGCGAAAACCAAACACUGCAUUUCACAGUAAGAACCUCAUACCAACGGUCAAGCAUGGUGGUGGUAGUGUGAUGGUUUGGGGAUGCUUUGCUGCCUCAGGACCUGGACGACUUGCCUUAAUAGAAGGAACCAUGAAUUCUGCUCUGUAUCAGAGAAUUCUACAGGAGAAUGUCAGACCAUCCGUCUGUGAGCUGAAGCUGAAGCACAGCUGGGUCAUGCAGCAAGACAAUGAUCCAAAACACAAUUAAGUCUACAUGAAAAUGGCUAAAAAGCAACACAUUUGAAGUUUUGGAAUGGCCUAGUCAAAGUCCAGACCUAAUCCCAAUUGAGAUGUUGUGGCAGGACUUGAAACGAGCAGUUCAUACUUGAAAAACCACAAGUUAAAGCAGAUCUGCAUGCAAGAGUGGGCCAAAAUUCCUCCACAAGUGAUGUGAGAGACUGAUCAACAACUACAGGAAGCGUUCGGUUGGAGUCAUUGCAGCUAAAGGUGGCACAACCAGUUAUUGAGUGUAAGGGGACAAUUACUUUUUCACACAGGGGAAUUGGGUGUUGCGUAACUUUGUUAAAUAAAUAAAAUAAGUAUCCAUUUUUUUUGUUAUUUGUAAACUCAGGUUCCCUUUAUCAAAUAUUAGGUUUUGGUUGAAGAUCUGAUAACAUUCAGUAUCAAAAAUAGAGAAAAUCAGAAAGGGGGGAAAAUAGUUUUUCACGGCACUGUAUCUCUUGAGAUUGAAAUAAAAUGUGUGUGUGUGUGUCUCAGGUCCAGCAGAAAGAAGAGCCUGAUGAGUCCAUAGCGCGUGCUGUGAGUGUGAAGCUGGGUGAGGCAGCAGGAAUCUCCUACUCUGAGAUCGCUGCCAGAGCAUACGAGUGUGGCAGGACGGAACUGGCCAUCAAGGUACUGCACAUGCACACACACACACACACACACACACACCAGCAGGCCUGAACUGACUAUCAAGGUCCACCCACGCCCUAGCCUCACGUGCUUCCAACACAAGAGAAAGUGAUUAAGGCACAAAUGCCUUUGGAGGCAUAAUGGAUGUCUGGAUCCACCUCACUACUCUCCCCCUCACACUCGUGCUCAACUAUCAUCCACCCAUCCACCUCUUCCAGCCCACUCCUCCACACAGGCACUCUCGACUCUCAAUCCUCCACCCUCUGCUUCAUCCAAGUAUACUUGCACCUCUCUGUGCAUCCUUCACCUCUCACCUCUCAUGCCUUCUCUCACCUCACUCUCCCCCUCUCUCCUUCCACCUCUACCUCUCGCCCCUCCUCCUCCACCUCUCCACCUCUUCUCUGCCCCUCUCUCCUUCCACCUUCCACUUCUCGCCCCUCUCUCCUUCCACCUCUCCACCUCUUCUCGCCCCUCUCUCCUUCCACCUCUCCACCUCUUCUCGCCCCUCUCUCCUUCCACCUCUUCUCGCCCCUCUCUCCUUCCACCUCUUCUCGCCCCUCUCUCCUUCAACCUCUCCACCUCUUCUCGCCCCUCUCUCUGGGUCUAGUUGUUGGAGUUUGAGCCUCGUUCUGGGGAGCAGGUCCCCCUGCUACUAAAGAUGAAGAGGAGUCAGCUGGCCCUGAGUAAAGCUAUAGAGAGUGGAGACACAGACCUGGUUUACACGGUGGUGACAUACCUGAAGAACGAGAUGAACAGAGGAGACUUCUUCAUGACGCUCAGAAACCAACCGGUGGCCCUGAGCCUCUACCGGCAGGUAUAGUCACAGAUACUCACACUCACACACAACUUAGCCUCUACACACAGGUACACACGCACGAAAGGUGGAUUCAUCUGUGUGUGUGUGUGUGUGUGUGUGUGUGUUUUAGUUCUGUAAGCACCAGGAACAGGACACACUGAAGGAUCUGUUCAACCAAGACGACGACCAUCAGGAGCUGGGUAACUUCUACGUCAAGGCCAGUUACAAGGAGAAGAAGCUGGAGGCUCGCCUGUCUCUGCUGCAGAGUGCUGUGGACGAGUACAACAAGGCCAAGAACGAGUUUGGAGCCAAGGUGAGACCCAGACAGUUUUAAGUGCAUGUUUGGUUUCACCAGGCUCUGAAUAGCAUUAGCCCCUUGGACCAAAAAUGAACAUCUAAAUUAGAUCAUGACAAUGUUCUCAAAGUGUUGUCUCAUUAUUAUAGUGUUGUCUCAUCCCUUCCUCUCUCCCUCGCUCUCUCUCCCCCCCCCCCUCUCCCCCCCCUCUCUCUCUCCGCUCCGUCUCUCUCUUUCCCUAUCCCUCUCUCUCUCCCCCGCUCCCUCUCUCUCUCUGUCUGUCUCUCUCCCUAUCCCUCGCUCUCUCUCUCUCCCUCGCUCUCUCUCUCCCUCGCUCUCCCCCUCUCUCUCUCCCCCCCACUCUCUCUCUCUAUCUCUCUCCCUCUCUCUCUGUCUCCCCCGCUCUCUCUCCCCCCCCCCCGCUCCCUCUCUCUCCCCCCCCUCUCUCUCCCCCCGCUCUCUCUCUCCCCGCAUCGCUCUCUCUCUCUCUCUCUCUCUCUCUCUCUCUCCCCCCUCCCCCCAGGCGACGGAGGAGGAGAUGAAGCUGCUGCGGUUCCAGAGGCGUCUGGAUGAGGAGAAGGGAGAGGCUCUGCUGGGCCUGUCUCUCCAGGAGACCCUGCACGCCCUCCUCACCUCUAACUUCCACAAGCAGGCUGAGCAGCUCUACAGGGACUUCAGGGUGCCAGACAAGAGGUAAAGGUAGGGCUGUGUGUGUUAUGGUGCUUUCAAGACAACUGGGAACUCUCGGGGGAAAAAACGAGGUCAAAUCAUAACGUCAGGGAUCUUAAGGUCGACAUGUUGGGGUUCUAGAAAGUUGCCCAGGUUGCCGACUUGGAAUUCUGAGUUGGAUGACCGUUCAAAAUGAUUCAGAGCUUGUUUUUUCCCCCCCCAAGUUCCCAGUUGUCUUGAAUACUCGGAAGUCAUAGAUUUCCGAGUUGCGAGUUCCCAGUUGUUUUGAACGUGGCAUAACGUCACUGUGUAGUUGCUUAUUGAUGACAUCACUGUGUAGUCCCUUAUUGAUGAUGCCACUGUGUAUUCCCUUCUUGAUGCUGUCACUGUGUAGUCCCUUAUUAAUGCUGAUGCUGUCACUGUAUAGUCCCACCUUGAUGAUGUCACUGUGUAUUCCCUUCUUGAUGCUGAUGCUGUCACUGUGUAGUCCCUUCUUGAUGCUGAUGCUGUCACUGUGUAGUCCCUUAUUGAUGCUGUCACUGUGUAGUCCCUUAUUAAUGCUGAUGCUGUCACUGUAUAGUCCCUCCUUGAUGAUGUCACUGUGUAUUCCCUUCUUGAUGCUGAUGCUGUCACUGUGUAGUCCCUUCUUGAUGCUGAUGCUGUCACUGUGUAGUCCCUUAUUGAUGAUGUCACUGUGGUUAGGUACUGGUGGCUGAAGCUGACCGCUCUGGCAGAGAAGGAGGACUGGGAGGAGAUGGAGAAAUUCGCCAAGAGCAAGAAGUCCCCCAUCGGCUACUUAGUAUGUUGUUUAAAUAAUCUUUAUACAACGUUAUUCAUCCAAUAGGCUACUUGACAGGUCAUGUAUAAUCUUUAUACAACUUAAGUUACGUAACUAACCUCUCCCUUUCUCUCUCAGCCCUUUGUGGAGGUGUGUGUGAAACGACACAAUAAGUACGAGGCCAAAAAGUAUGUUUCCAAGGUGACCCCGGAGCAAAAGGUCAAAGCCCACUUGGCCAUAGGGUGAGUCUGUGUGUGUGUGUGCGCGUGUCUGUGUGUGUGUCAGUGUGCAGAAACUAAACUCCUUUUCCUUUCUCUCUCUCCCCCUCUCUCAGUGAUCUGGAGGGGGCAGCCGAGGCAGCUAUAGAGAGGAGGAGUGAAGGAGAGAUCAGCACCGUCCUGUCUCGCUGUUCUCCCACCACAGACAGAGCCCUGCUGGAGAGACUCAACCGAGCCAGAUCCACUGCCGCCAAAAAGUGACCUCCCUGAAAUUCAAUUCAAACCACAACAUUUCUCACUGUCAAAAAAGUGAGCCCUAUCAAAAACGCACUAACUGUUACUGUUGAAAAGUGACCCGUCAACCACCAUUCACCCCAGCUCUAGCGUAUGUCCUGCUUCAACCACAUUUGGAGGGGAAGGAGUGAUUUGGGAAAGAAAGACAUUCCAAGCUUACACACACACACACACAGGUUAGACACGCUGAUAUCAACAGCACUCCCACAAUUAGCCAAUCGUGAAAUAAAUGUUCCUCUCGACUGUCUGUUUUAGCCGAGAGACGCAGUGAGAUCAUCUCAAUUCGCAAUGAAUUGCUUUCAUAUUGUAUAUCCUGUGUUUUCAAAUCUGUUCAAAUGAAGGAAGUGAGAGAAGUAAGGACACCACUUUUGACUAUAGAGAAGCACAGAUUGCUCCCAUUUACUGUCUGCUGUAAACUGCCUGUGUUACUGACACAGAUCAUGUGAUUGUCACAUUAAUGAAACCAUGUUUGUGUUGUACACACACUGCAGACCCUUGUCUCAUGUUUUAUCAUUGAAUAAAUGCGUUCCUUUAUGAAGGAGCUACGAAACGAUAGAGGAACACGGUACUCAGGAAUGGGAUCGGUGUCCCAUGUUGAACAUUAUGGGAAAUAGGCUGCUUGUAGAAAACAAGAAACUCAAAAUUACUGCUUCUUUUUGUAAUAAUCAACAGGGCAUAUUGUAUGUAGGCUAUUGUGUAAAAGCAUCAGGUCAGAAAAUGGGGUUCAUAAAUGUGGAUAGAGGACAGUCAACAACUGUACUGUAACGGUACAGGCCUACUGUAUGUGAGUGGGGGAAAUAAUGUGAAAUGUUACAGUAUAAAUUGGAAUUUAUGGGCCGAAUUUACGACGCCUCCACACACUGAAACUUGGCAGAGGAAUCGGCCAAGCAUAUUCUCUCAAACCGUGUCUGGAGUUUUCUCUUUUUGCUGACGGCAUACUUUUUCAGUUCAGAAAGAGGUACCGCCGGGGGCGCGGGGCUGCGCCUGUCACGUGGUCUGUUUGUUUGUCUAUGCCUGUCUGUGAGCCGCGAGACACUUGCUGUCACACGAUUCAGAAGCUCUUCAAGCGAGUUCCGCGUUUAAAACAGGUAAUGUAGCCUUGUCCGUACAAUGUGUUGUUUUCUGAGAAAUCAGAAACAAAGUUGCAAGUGAGUGUAAGUUGCAAGUUAUACUAUCCUAGCCAAGAGUUGGCUCAAAGUAAAAACAAAUCGGUGUAGUGGAGUCAUUUAUAUAGGGGCUACUUAUAGAAAUGAGAGUGAGUGAAGUAUUAGAAGUUCACCCGCUGCCUUAGAGAUAAUUCAACAGCUGUGUAGCCUAUUGUGUAUAUCUCGCAGAGUUAUAUAUACACUGAGUUUACCAAACACCUUCCUAAUAUUGAGUUGCACCGCUCCCUUUUGCCAUCGGAACAGCCUCAAUUCGUCGGGGCAUGGGCUCUACAAGGUGUCGAAAGCGUUCCACUGAUGUUGGCCCAUGUUGACGCCAAUGCUUCCCACAGUUGUGGCAAGUUGGCUGGAUGUCCUUUGGGUGGUGAACCAUUCUUGAUCCACACGGGAAACUGUUGAGCAUGAAAAACCCAGCAGCAUUGCAAUUCUUGACAAACUGGUGUGCGGGGCACCUACUACCAUACCCCUUUCAAAGGCACUUGCAUAUUUUGUCUUGCCCAUUCACCCUCUGACUGGCACACAGGCUUAAAAAUCCUUCUUUAACCUGUCUCCUCCCCUUCAUCUACACUGAUUUGAAGUGGAUUUAACAAGUGACAGCUUUCACCUGGGUUCACCCGGUCAGUCUGUAAUGGAAAGAGCAGGUGUUCUUAAUGUUUUGUACACUCAUUGUAUAUUAAGAGUAACUUUCUUGAAAACAAUUUUUUUUGAUCGAAAACCAGUUUUAGGCUUAGUUAUAGUGAAACACGUCAAUUCUAGUCUUCAUUUUGACUGUUUGUUGCAAAAGUCAUAUUUUGGACUUUUAGUAGUAAAUCUAGCUAUUUUGGCCCCUAGCUGUUCAACUUUACCAUUGAAAUCGUGAUGUAGAGGCACCUUGGGAAGGUUCCUUUAAGUCACCUCAAGGGAUGGGGUUCCGUAUGAAAGGCUCCGUAUGGAGGGUGUGACGCAAUUGAGGCCAAAUUGAGCUCAGUACCGUAUAGCUGUGCGCCUCCCAAAUGUUGUAACAAUGCGGAGGGCUCCGUAUAGCGCCACAUAGCACCGCAUUGACAUAAUUGGUUGACGGUAGGUGGGGGCGGGAGGUCCAGUAUAAACACAAACUCACUUCCUUGACAACUUCCUCCACAUAAACUCUACUCAACAGCUCUGCGCUGCGCUGCUAAGCCAAGAAGUAUGAAUGCCCUGACUUCUGCAGAGGCCUAUCACCAUACAUGCUGCAUGGCCAAUAGAGAUGGCGGAUUGACAGUGUUGCCAACUCCUCAGUAAGGAAAGUAGCUAUUGGCUGUCCUAAAAGUCGCUAGAAGUCGCUAAAUGAAGUCAUCACCUAAUUUGCAUAAUUAGCCAUGUGCAUGUCAUUGUGAUGGAUGCUGUAGGAGAGAGGAAUAACGUCAUGGGAGAGACAAAAAGGGAGUAAAAAACACCCUACAUUUACAUCCCGCCCUGAAUGUAAGCGCGGGAUCAGCCAGCGGCGGCUUCCCGCAUGCGCGAUUCAUUUGCAGUCUGGACGCGGAGGGGUGAACAUCUCCUGCUCUGACUGCAGCUGGGAGGGACUGCUGCGUGAGGACUGGGCCGCCUGUGAGUGCUUUGGGAUGGGGGUAACAAAGCACCCGCUGCUCGUUGAGAAGAGUAAGAACGAUACGUGCUUUCACGUCAGAGUCUCCAAAAGUCUCCAAUAACACCAGAAAAUUGAAAUUGAUCAGAGGGCCUUAUAUGGCCCGCGGACCACCAGUUUCCCAUCCCUGCUGUAAAAGCUGGUGACAGCUCACCUUAUUUGGCAAUGGUCUUGGUAAGUGGAGUGUGUCAAUAUAUUUUGAAUGAUGCUUCCUUGACUAGACUACUGACGUUACACAAAAUUCAAAAGGCAGUAAGGCACAUUUACGCAUUAGAUAAAAAACUUUGAAUUUGGUCAGUGUGCUUUUAAGAAAGAAAACAUGUAGGCUAUGAGGAUUAUACGUUUAUAUUCAUAGCUACAUCCAUCGUAACAAGAAAUAGAUGACAAUGGUGGUCAUGUCAACUCGUUGUAUUUCUUCCCAACCGCUUUGACUGAGUAAAAGACGCAAAAACAAAACUAAAGAAUGGGAAGCAUAGAAAUAGCGCACAUAGAACAGAUCUACCUCUUCUUAGACUUGCUUUCAAUGAGAAUGACAGAUCUAUAACUCACAUUUUUUGGGCGACCCAACCAAAUUCUAUGCUUGCCGUUCAUAAGUUUUGUUUUUGCGUCUUUUACUUUUGGUUUUGUACACCAGCUUCAAACAGCUGAAAAUACAAUAUUUUUGGUUAUGGAAAAUAUAUUUCACAGUGGUUUUGAUGGUACAAUGAUUCUCUACACAAUGACUGCUUGUUUUGUCACAUAAACUGAAAUUAGGUGAACUAUUUAAAAAAAAUUGCAACCAGGAAGUGGCCGAGCGAUUUCUGCAUAUUGCAAAAAGAAAUUGUAGAAAUAGGCGGGGUUUAUGACUUUGUGGCGGUGGUAACUAGUGACUACCCCAUUUCAGGCUACUAAUCAAGUUAGAGUAGCUAGCUUGUCUAACUAUCUUAGCUGGCAUGCCUGCUGACAAGGUUGGUAGACUUUAGAAAAGCAAGCAACAACUAAAUGUACUCAAUAAGACUCACAUUCCUUUCAGUCUUUUAACCAGAUUUUAGCAAAGAUGCAGAGAAGCACAUUUAGUAAAAAAAUAAACACCAGUCAGGAAGAUACAGACAGCUCAAGAGGUAUGCUUAGAUAUGCAGAAAAAUUGAAAUAUUUCCAACUACUGGUCGGGGGGCCCAGCCCCUCUCCGGACCACCCCCAGCCAUCCUCGGGUACUUUGUGCCCCCUCAAAUAUUUGGGGUGCAUGACGCCCCUGGGCUACUGUGUAUAACUGUGUGUGUGUGUGUGUGUGUGUGUGUGUUUGUGUCUCAAAUUGCUUUAGUCAUGUCAUCUGUGAAGGUGGAGUGUGUGGUGAAAGAGAGGUGUGAGAUCGGAGAAGGGCCGGUGUGGGAGGAGAAAGAAGGAACUCUGCUCUUUGUUGACAUAUCCGGACAGCAGAUCCACCGCUGGAACCCAGCAACCAAUCAGAAAGAGACAGUAGCCACAGGUAACUAAGGUUCAAUAAAGAUAUAUUUUCAUUGAACUUCCAUUUUGUAGAUCCAGUUUGUUCCUCAUGCAGUUUGUUUGGGCUAUGAGGUAGCAACAGCACACCUAAUACUCCUGUCAAGUUCUGUAUUUUUUUUCUACAACCCUCCCUGUUUCCAACUCCCCACGCACCUCUCCCUGCUCCCUCCCCCAAUCUCCCUCCACCUGCUCCCUCUUUCUGCUCCCUCUCCCCAUGCCCCUCUCCCUGCUCCCUCCCCCUGCUCCCUCUCCCCACGCCCCUCUCCCUGCUCCCUCCCCCUGCUCCCUCUCCCCACGCCCCUCUCUCUGCUCCCUCCCCCUGCUCCCUCUCCCCACGCCCGUCUCCCUGCUUCAUCUCCCCCCUCUCCUCCCCCCCAUCCCCACUCCUCCCUCCAUCCCCACUCCUCCCCCCAGAUAAGUUUGUAGGCUGUGCGGUCCCUCGGCGGUCUGGAGGCUAUGUGAUCGGAGAGGGACGGAGUUUCAGAGCGCUGGACUGGGAGUCCAAGUCCAUAUCCACCAUCGCUGUCAUCGAUGAAGACAAACCCAACAACCGCUUUAAUGACGGCAAAGUGGACCCUGCUGGACGCCUAUUUGCAGGUAGAGAUUGAUAGAUCAAUUAAUUUGUCAAUCCGUUAAUCCAUUAAGCUCUCAUCUACUGCAUCUGUUCUGUGUUCUAUGUAAUGUUCUGUUGCCUGUGUUCUGCCAGGUACCAUGGCGAUGGAGGAACGUCCUACAGUACUAGAGCUGAAGCAGGGUUCUCUGUUCUCCCUGAACCAGGACCACAUUGUGGUCAAACACUUCAAUCAGGUGAUACAUGAGGGUGGAAUGUUCUCAGUGAUAGUUUCUUGUAUAGUUGUUAAGUGUUAGUGGGAGAUAUACAGUCCCAAACACUAAUCUAUAACGUAUUAGAUCAAAAGAGACUGAAGCGAGUGCUAACCUUUAUGCUGCUAUUUUGACUCUUUGACCAGGUGGACAUCUCCAACGGUCUGGACUGGUCUCUGGACCACAACACCUUCUACUACAUAGACAGCCUCACCUACACUGUGGAAGCUUUCAACUAUGACAUUAACACCGGGAGGAUCAGUGAGUGAGAGACACACACACACACAUAUAAACACUGUGACGUCACGAGAGGCUACACAGCUUUCAGCGGGGUUGCUCAAGUAGUGCCAGGAGACAAGGUUCAAACAAAACAAGGAUUUUAUUAUAGGUCUUGGGAAAUUAACGAAAAUAUAACAAAAUUCUGUUCUCUUGUGGCUCUUUAAGGGUUAACAGUUCAGGGAUGUCUCUUCCACAUCCAAAAUCAUAAUCCUCACUCGCUCAGAUAACUUUUCCCCAGCCUUACUGUAGUCCACGUUGCAGCUAGUGGCCAACCCAGCAAAAAGUCCUUCCAAAUGUCUCUCCCGUAUUUCCACAGGCGAAUAUAUCCAAAGGUGAGUAUUUCCCAAAGGUAAGUAUCUCCAAAUCCUUAUAUUCCUCAUGGAAGUGGACGUGCAGCACUCUUGUCCUCCAGAGAGCCCAGGUUGGAGACUGUGUUUCUUCACAACCCACCCACUCCCCCUCAGUGUGUCUCUUCCCUUCCAAAAACCUUCAGCUCAUCAGCCCCUGAUUCGUUUCAGCUGCGUGGGAAGAUUGGCCAUAGAGGGGUGGAGUUCCCGACCAUACCAGCAGAUGGAGCCAUAGCUGUCUGGGUUUGCAGCCAUCUCAGGGGGAUGUAACGUCCCUCCAGGACACAGCCUCUCGUGACAUCACACAUCCCCCUCCUCGGGACCGACGUCCUCGUCGGGGUAAAGGCAGCGAAGAAGGCAUCACGCCGGGAGAGGGCGUCCGCAUUGCCGUGGUGCUUGCCAGCCCUGUGGACAACAGAAAAGUUAAACGGUUGCAAGCUCAAAAACCAUCUGGUUACUCUACUGUUUGAUUCCUUGUUCUUGUUGGGCACGUUUUCCCCCCUCUUCUGCCCAGGCAUGUAGUUGUACUUGGGUGUUCUCCUCUGGCCUCUGUCCUGCAGGGGGGUGCAUCUCCCCUGGCCUCUCCCCUGACCCCUCCAGCUGGGCUCUUCAGUGCUGGGGCCCAGUUUGUCAUGAUGGGCAGGGGGGGUGUCUCUGCCGCUGGCUCCCCUUUCAGGCUCCUUCCUCUCCUGGGGAUAUUCUUUGAUCGGCCCCUGGCGUCGUUUGGGCUCUGGGAAUUUCUUUCGAGGGUCAACGUGGGGGUUCCUGUCCUCGGUCCUACUGCCUUUACGGUUUCUUGUCCCCAUUUCUAAUGGUCGGGUUUCUUCUCUGGGCUCAACCUGCUGACACUCAGGGCAACUACGGCAGUAGUUCUCUAUCUCUUUGUGUACUCCAUACUGGCCUGUGAGAGGGGGAAGCUCUUGGGUGCCUGGGACGUCUUCUUCACUGGAGAACGGAGCACUUUCCUGGGCUGCGUUCUCUUCUCCCGUAUCCGGACCAGUCUCUGUGUCGGUCUGGGCACCUGCCAUCCCUAUCAGAGCCCGGGCGGGAGUGAGUAAUUCGGAGGAUUGCACCGGAGCCUUCCCAGGAUGAGUCUUGCCUCUCCGUUUCCGAGGUACUCGGGUUAUCCUCUCCUGAGACUCUCUCCAGAGUGGGUAAAAGGCCGGGCAGUCUCGUCCAAUUAGGACAGGGACGGGGAGGGAAUCAACCACCCCCGCCGUCGUGUGUAUGGUUCCCCGUGUGCUGGUCAUUGUAAGUUCAGUAAUGGGGUAUUCUCUGGUGUCUCCAUGGACACAGGAAACUGGGAGGACUUUCCCCGGGGUCAGACACGUUGGGCCCACCAAAUCCUUACGCACCAGGGUGGCCCGGCUACCAGAAUCCAGUAAGGCCUCCACAUCAUGGUGAUUCACAGUUACCGGGCAGGUGGGGGGUCGAUCUGGGCCGCCAUCUACGACUCCCAAGAGCGAGGCAAAACGGUGUGUGGGUGCUGAGCUGGAGGACUCCGCAGUGGGCAUAGGUUCAUCGGCUGGUUUCCCACACUGCCAGGAGAUAUGUCCCAUCUCCCCACACCGGUAACACUGUCGAGUUUCCCCCUCCUGGUGUACUCUUCUUGGACCCGCCUGGUUUCUGGCUCCCCCUGGAGCCGGGAUAAGUCCUGACGUGGCUGGGUUCGAGACCUUGGGGUCCUUUGGACGGGUUCUUCCCAUUUGUGGUGGGGCCGCACUCCUGGGGUCUUUUCGGGAAGCAUUCAGCAUCUCCGCUGUGGCCUGGUACUUUUCCACAGCUUCCACGGUCAGAUCAGCCGUGGUCAAGGCCUGUUGACUGAUGAACCGUUUUGCCUCAUAAGGCAGGGCGCGUAGGUAACGAUCCACCACAACGGCCUCCACCACCGCCGCUGCUGUAUUCCUCUGCGGAUCCAGCCAUUUCCUUGCGAUUCGGACAAGUUCAUGCAUCUGCGCCCGAGGAGGUUGGUCUGGUUGGAAGGUCCAGCUGUGAAAGCGCUGGGCCAUACCAAACUUUGUGAGUCCAUAUCUGCUGAGGAUCUCAGCCUUCAGGGCAUCAUAGUCAGUAACCUGGUCAGGGCCCAGGUCCCGGACAGCAUUCAGCGAUUCCCCGGUUAGAAAGGGGGCUAACAGACCAACCCACUGUUGCUUGGGCCAGGCUUCCCUAGUGGCCGUGGCCUCAAAUGCAUGCAGGUAUGCCUCAAUGUCAUCGGUAGCUCCCAUCUUAGAUAUAAAGUCACUUGCCUUUAUUGGGCGGGUAUUUUGGACAACCCUCUGUCUCUGCAACUGCAAUUCCUCUGCCUUCAGAAGGUUGGCUUUCUUUUGCUCCUCCAAGAGAGCCACGUUUGCUUGCAUCUGGGCUUGCUGGCCAGCAACAAGGGCUUUCAAUAUGUCCUCCAUUUCAGUCGGCGGGGAGCCUACGGCCAACUUGGAAAACUGGGUGAUCAAACCUUCGGUAUCCUCCUCUGACAUGCACUAUUAACGCUUGAGUAUCCCCGUAUUCUCCACCAUCUGUGACGUCACGAGAGGCUACACAGCUUUCAGCGGGGUUGCUCAAGUAGUGCCAGGAGACAAGGUUCAAACAAAACAAGGAUUUUAUUAUAGGUCUUGGGAAAUUAACGAAAAUAUAACAAAAUUCUGUUCUCUUGUGGCUCUUUAAGGGUUAACAGUUCAGGGAUGUCUCUUCCACAUCCAAAAUCAUAAUCCUCACUCGCUCAGAUAACUUUUCCCCAGCCUUACUGUAGUCCACGUUGCAGCUAGUGGCCAACCCAGCAAAAAGUCCUUCCAAAUGUCUCUCCCGUAUUUCCACAGGCGAAUAUAUCCAAAGGUGAGUAUUUCCCAAAGGUAAGUAUCUCCAAAUCCUUAUAUUCCUCAUGGAAGUGGACGUGCAGCACUCUUGUCCUCCAGAGAGCCCAGGUUGGAGACUGUGUUUCUUCACAACCCACCCACUCCCCCUCAGUGUGUCUCUUCCCUUCCAAAAACCUUCAGCUCAUCAGCCCCUGAUUCGUUUCAGCUGCGUGGGAAGAUUGGCCAUAGAGGGGUGGAGUUCCCGACCAUACCAGCAGAUGGAGCCAUAGCUGUCUGGGUUUGCAGCCAUCUCAGGGGGAUGUAACGUCCCUCCAGGACACAGCCUCUCGUGACAUCACAACACUUACACCUUGCACUACAUGGACAGCCUUCUGUGUGUGUGUGUGUGUGUGUGUGUGUGUGUGUGUGUGUAGGUAACCGGCGGAUGGUGUAUAAGAUGGAGGAGGGGGAGGGGAUUCCUGAUGGCAUGUGUAUCGAUGCGGACGGUAGACUCUGGGUCGCCUGCUACAAUGGAGGCAGAGUGAUUCAGAUUGACACACAGACAGGUGUGUGUGUAUAUCUGCUUAUGUUUGUCAGAGCAUAACAGUUACAGUAUAUUGUAGUAUGAAGGUAACAACCACCAAUCCCCCCUUCCCUCUCUCUGCCCCCCCUUUAAAAGAGAACCGCUCGACGCGAGAGAGCGAUGGAGAGGACCGAAGUCCGAUCAAAGAUACCUAGAGCUCGUAAAAGAACGGAGUAAAUCUCUACUCGUGAGCUACUUCUAUCUGUCCCUCUCUCUCUCUAUCAUCACUUCCUCUAUUGACACUCAUACUCUUACUCUUCCUAAUCAUACUACUUCUCUCUUCUGCUCUCACUUACCCUCUCUAUCUCUGCCCCUCUCUCUCCACUCUUCUCUCUAUGUUCCCUUCUCUAUCCCCUCUCCCUCUCUCUCCUCCCUCUCUCCCUCCCCCUCUCUCGGUCUUCGACUAUCUUUGACCCACUCAUACCACUCUCAUUUGUCCUCUCGAGCUAUUCCUCUUCUCCUCCCUUUGGCCUCGCCCUCCCGUCAGGGGUUGCUUUACGGUAGCUGGUAGCCUCAGUUGUUUCCGGGGGUCAGAGGGACUAUCAGACCUUCGGAUUCACACUUAAGAAACGAGGCAACAUUGCAAACAAUCGCAGGCAGGCUGUGUCUUUAGGGUACGUGUGUGUGUGUGUGUGUGUGUCAGUGGAGGCUCCUCAGAGGAGGAAGGGGAGGACCAUCCUACUCAGUGAAUUUCAACAACAAUAAAAAUGAGUGAAACAUUAAAAAAGUUAUCCUUUUUAGAUAAAACUAUACAAAAUAUAUUCACGUUUUACCAAAUAACUGAUUAAAACACACUGUUUUGCAAUGGUCUACCGCCGCUGGAACGGCAAUGGUCUACAGUAGCCUGAACGGCACAUUCUGGGGUAGCACCAUGGUGUAGCCCGAAUACAGCUAUUUUCCGUCCUCUGGGGUACAUUGACUUCAAUACAAAACCUUGGAGGCUCAUGGUUCGCACCCCCUUCCAUAAGACUUACACAGUAAUUAUGACGACUUCCGGAAGACGUCCUCCAACCUAUCAGAGUUCUUGCAGCAUGAACUGACAUGUUGUCCACCUAAUCAAAGGAUCAGUUAAUUAAUCUAGUACUGAAAGCAUAAGCUAUAGCUAGCUAGCACUGCGGUGUAUAAAAUGUGGUGAGUAGUUGACGCAAAGAGAGAGAAAAACAAUAGUUGAACAGUUUUUAACAAAUUAAUUUCUUUAAAAAUUAAUGAGACACAGAGAUAGAGGUAUAUUUCGUUGUAAUUUUUUCACUUUCACUUACACUACCCGUCAAAAGUUUUAGAACACCUACUCAUUCAAAGUUUUUUCUUUAUUUUUACUAUUUCCUACAUUGUAGAAUAAUAGUGAAGACAUCAAAACUAUGAAAUAACACAUAUGGAAUCAUGUAGUAACCAAAAACGUGUUAAACUAAUCAAAACAUAUUUUAUAUGAGAUUCUUCAAAUAGCCACCCUUUGCCUUGAUGACAGCUUUGCACACUCUUGGCAUUCUCUCGACCAGCUUCACCUGGAAUGCUUUUCCAACAGUCUUGAAGGAGUUCCCACAUAUGCUGAGCACUUGUUGGCUGCUUUUCCUUCACUCUGCGGUCAAUUUGGUUGAGGUCGGGGGAUUGUGGAGGCCAGGUAAUCUGAUGCAACACCAUCACUCUCCUUCUUGGUAAAAUAGCCCUUACACAGCUUGGAGGUGUGUUGGGUCAUUGUCAUGUUGCAUUGGCCUCCCGAGUGGCGCAGUGGUUUAAGGCACUGCAUCGCAGUGCUAGCUGUGCCACUAGAGAUCCUGGUUCGAAUCCAGGCUCUGUCGUAGCCGGCCACGACCGGGAGACCCAUGGGGCGGCGCACAAUUGGCCCAGCGUCGUCCAGGGUAGGGGAGGGAAUGUCCGGCAGGGAUGUAGCUCAGUUGGUAGAGCAUGGCGUUUGCAACGCCAGGGUUGUGGGUUCGAAAAAAUAAUAAAAGUAAUGUAUGCACUCACUGACUGUAAGUCACUCUGGAUAAGAGCGUCUGCUAAAUGACUAAAAUGUAAAAUGUAAAUGUAAUGUUGAAAAACAAAUUAUAGUCCCACUAAGCGCAAACCAGAUGGGAUGGCAUAUCGCUGCAGAAUGCUGUGGUAGCCAUGCUGGUUAAGUGUGCCUUGAAUUCUAAAUAAUUCACAGACAGUGUCACCAGCAAAUCACCCCCACACCAUAACACCUCCACCUCCUCCAUGCUUUACGGUGGGAAAUACACAUACAGAGAGCAUCCGUUCACCCACACCGCGUCUCACAAAGACAUAGCGGUUGGAACCAAAAAUCUCAAAUUCGGACUCCAGACCAAAGGACACAUUUCCACUGGUCUAAUGUCCAUUGCUUGUGUUUCUUGGCCCAAGCAAGUCUCUUCUCCUUAUCAGUGUCCUUUAGUAGUGUUUUCUUUGCAGCAAUUCGACCAUGAAGGCCUGAUUCACACAGUUCCGUCUGAACAGUUGAUGUUGAGAUGUGUCUGUUACUUGAACUCUGUGAAGCAUUUAUUUGGGCUGCAAUUUCUAAGGCUGGUAACUCUAAUGAACUUAUCCUCUACAGCAGAGGUAACUCUGGGUCUUCCAUUCCUGUGGCGGUCCUCAUGAGAGGCAGUUUCAUCAUAGCGCUUGAUGGUUUUUGUGACUGCACUUGAAGAAACUUUCAAAGUUCUUGACAUCUUCCAUAUUGACUGACCUUCAUGUCUUAAAGUAAUGAUGGACUGUUGUUUCUCUUUGCUUAUUUGAGCUGUUCUUGACAUAAUAUGGACUUGGUCUUUUACCAAAUAGGGGUAUCUUCUACCUUGUCACAACACAACUGAUUGGCUCAAACGCAUUAAGAAGGAAAGAAAUUCCACAAAUUAACUUUUAACAAGGCACACCUGUUAAUUGAAAUGCAUUACAGGUGACUACCUCAUGAAGCUGGUUGAGAGAAUGCCAAGAGUGUGCAAAGCUGUCAUCAAGGCAAAGGGUGGCUAUGUGAAGAAUCUCAAAUAUACAAUAUAUUUUGAUUUGUUUAACACUUUUUUGGUUACUUAAUGAUUCCCUAUGUGAUAUUUCAUAGUUUUGAUGUCUUCACUAUUAUUCUACAGAAAAUAGUUUAAAAAAAUAAGAAAAACCCUUGAAUGAGUAGGUGUUCUAAAAAGUUUGACCGGUAGUGUACCUAAUUUAGCCUACUCAAACAACCGGCUCAAACAGAGAGGAAUGCUAUUUAUGUUAUCUAGCUGGCUAAGGCUAUCCAACACUGGAACUCUUCCAAGUCAAGGUAAACUUUUGGUUUUAUAAAUGUAUUGCCACAGGGGCUCACCAGUGUAACUGCAAAAAAUGUGAGCCUGGUCACAGACAGUUGUGUUGUGCACUGAAGUCCACAAGCAAAGGAAAAAGGUGAGAGGAGGAGAGCUCGUAAAUGCAAGAAGGAAUUAUACAACAAGCAAAGUGAUGAUGCUGUUUGUAUGUGGCUGCUAUGAAAGUGAACUGUGUGUGCUGGUGAUCAGGAGUGUAUUCAUUCCGGAGAUUCUGUUGAAAAACUUUUCUUAAACGUAAGCAAACGGAACGAAACAGGGAUAAACCUAUCAAAUCUGUAAUAUCUGUAAUAUAAACUCUUGUUUGCAACUGAUUACAACCUAGAUCAGCUAGAUGCAGGCAAGAGUGUGCAAGGCGGUAUUGAAUGUGUCACUGUCUGUCUCCUUGAUUACUCCAAUUUGUCUCGACCUAUGUUAGAAACACUUUUUGCAGACGCUCUUAUCCAAAGUGACUUACAGUAGUGAGUGCAUACAUUUUCAUACUUUUACAUACUAGCUAGGUUGUAGCAACCUCAUGAUAGGUAUAGGGAACAUUUUUGUAUCAUGUAGUAGCCUAAACCUAUCGAUGUUACAUUGAGCUGGGUGAAUGGAAUAUGAAUGACAGUGAUCCAAUAUGCUGUAAUAGAAAUAGGGCCAUGCUCAUUUAAAAAAAAUUGGCCUCCCUAAUCUUAAACGGCACCGACCGCCACUGGUGUGUGUGUGUGUUUUAUUCAGCCUGUGUUUUAUUCUCCUUGCAGAUCACAGGUCUGGGUGCAAAGGGCGUUCCUGCAAACUCAUUCGCUGGAUGAGUGACACAAUGGAAACACUGAAAACCGGCCCUUGUUAAUCAUUCCAUGAUGAUCAGCCUGUAACUCGACUGCACAACUAAACUGCACCCACUAACCACUAAUCUCACUAAUAAAAUAAUGUGACUUUAUGAUUUUAAGCAAAACUCAACAUGCCUCAGUUACUGUACAUAUUUUGUCCAAUAAAAAGCUCAAAUUGAUA